AUGGCCUCCCAGACCUACAGCUCGACAGCCCGCGCUGUCAAACCCCCAUUGUCCACCCCUCGCCCCGAGACAACCCGCAAUUUCGCCGACCCGGACUUCGACCCAGCCGACUUUCUCAAUGAGUCGCUCUCCCCGCUGACCGUGGCAGCGUCGCAGCCCAAUGCCUCACGAGCGCCGGGCUCCGUGCCCCUGACCGAGCUGUCCGCGCAGGUCCAGUCUUUGCUUUCAACGAUCAGCGCCCAGAAUGUGCGUCUCUCGACUACGUUGUCCCAGCUCACCGAUGAGAUUCUCCGCAGUGGCGGCCGUCUGGCUUACGAGGUGGAAGUGCUACGCGGCGAAACGAUUGGGCUGUCUGAAACUUUGACCGACGUUCUGCGUGAGGACAUUGCCAAGUUUGUCCCGGAGCCCUCGGCUGCCCCCGUGGCUGUUUCUACUGGCCGCGAGACCGAACAGACUCACGACUUGAAAGACACUGCGACAUCGAUACCCAUAGAGGAAGGAGAGGAUACAGAUACAGAUACAGAGGUGGAAGAGAACCCGGAGAAGCAGGAGGUCAAGAAGACGGAACAAAAGGAGAACGCGGUCGCGCCCGACCCCGAAUACAUCACCAACCUGCGCACAUUGAACCAGGUACGGUCGCGACUGGAGGAUGUCGUGCAGACCUUUGGCACUGCGAUGGAAUGGCCUCUGCCGCCGUCGGAGGUCUCCUUCUCGUCGUCAUUCAUCUCUGUCUCGGGCCCUGACCGCGACACGACCGGCCACAACCACGAGGAGAAGGGCCAGGAAAUCAUGAAGAAGCUACGCACCGAAGUGUCGGAGUUACUAGAGAGUGAGGGCGGUGGCUGGGCUGGUUUGGAGGCUGCCAGUGGUCGCGUGGAGACUCUACGAAUUCUCUCUACGGUUUGGAAGGGAUCGGCCGAGGAGAAGGCGCGCGGUCGGUUUGUGGACAGUUUGGCCAAGAUGUUGGAUGAUCGGCGCCGCACGCUGGAACAGACCGCGGACCCCCAGCGUGGCCCCCGCCCGAGGUCUGAGCAAAGACGGGAUAGCGACAGUGGUGGCGGGGGAUUGUUUCGCAAUCUCCAACGGCUGCGCGAGGAAAUGUACCUCGAGUGA
This is a messenger RNA of Penicillium alfredii, 1113 nucleotides long. RefSeq lists its product as uncharacterized. The record is from RefSeq and is a predicted model, not a curated record. The transcript has a single exon. Lineage: Eukaryota; Fungi; Ascomycota; Eurotiomycetes; Eurotiales; Aspergillaceae. Bases 1 to 1113 code for a protein of 370 amino acids.